UAAUAAACAAAAAACUAAUGUCUAAACUUCCUUCUUUCUUCAACCAAAUAACACUAACUACCUUUUUCUCGCAAAAUUUCUCCAAAAUUCCCAGUCCACAGCCAAUUAAUCUCUUUCAAACUCCCAGGCAUUAUUUCAAUUCAAUAUUGUUAUUACCAAAUGCCAACCCCAUUUAAUCAAGCUAGGCAUUGACAUGCCUGCAAAUGGCACAUAUCUUAAUGAAAAUCUGAGUAUAAUUUUUCUCUUAUAAGGUGACAUGCAUGUUGUUUACAAUUCCUGUGGAGAUCUGCUAAAAUAAUACAAUCAUAUUCAACGUUCGAUGUAUAUGAGUGCCUCAUCAACCUAGACAUUCACGUAUAGCUUACAAAGAAAUAUUUAUUCCAUGAGUUCCAUCACCUUUAAAUUUUGCUUUUAUUCAGUUGAUGAAUUGAGAUGUUGGGCAAAAAGAAUAUUCUAAAACAUGGCUUAUCAUGCUACCACAAGGGCACAAUCAUCUUCUUCUUCUCAACCGCCUGUCGUACAAAAACUAACAGAUGAUCCUGUAAACCCUAAGAAUGCGCAAAGUAGCGUUACGUGUGUGUACCAAUCUCAUAUUGGAGGUUAUUGGCGUAACGUGACUGUUAUAUGGAGCAAGAAUCUUAUGAACCAUUCCGUGACCCUAACGGUCGAUAGCGUGGAAAGUGAUUAUCAUCAAACAUGCAAGAUUGAUCUUAAACCUUGGCAUUUUUGGGCCAAAAAAGGAUACAAAACUUUUGAGGUUGAUGGGAAUCAAUUGGAAGCUUAUUGGGAUCUAAGAUCAGCAAAAUUUUCUGGAAGUCCAGAACCAUGUUCGGAUUUUUACGUUGCCUUAGUUUCUGAGGAAGAGGUUGUUUUAUUAUUAGGUGAUUACAAGAAAAAAGCCUACAAGAAAACUAAAUCAAGGCCAGCUCUUGUGGAUGCUUUAUUGUUUUAUAAGAAAGAACAUGUUUUUGGUAAGAAAAGUUUCUCAACAAGAGCUAAAUUUGAUCAAAGGAAGCAAGAAAGUGAUAUUGUUGUAGAAAGCUCAACUUCAGGUCUUAGAGAUCCUGAAAUGUGGAUAAGUAUAGAUGGGAUUGUUUUGAUUCACAUAAAAAACUUGCAGUGGAAAUUCAGGGGAAACGAAACGGUGUUAGUGAACAAACAACCGGUGCAAGUCUUUUGGGACGUGCACGCUUGGUUGUUUUGUUCACCAGGGUCGGGUCAUGGCCUGUUUAUUUUCAAGCCAGGAGCGUCUGAGGACGACAGUGACAGGGAAGAGAGUAGUGUGGGCGGUGGCAGUGAUUGCAGUGAUCAUAGCAAGUAUUAUUCGACGUUAAGCUACUCUAAAGCUUCACCAUUUUGCCUCUUCUUAUAUGCAUGGAAAAUUGAGUAAGGACUAACAGUUGUUAAGUGGUAUAAACUGUAAGAAUUUAAGAGAUUCCAGUUCCAAAGAAAUUGUAACUGGACAAGUGAAUGAUUUGUGGAGAUCAGCAGAGUAAGUUUUUGGGGGUGUUUUUUACUCCAAAUUAAUAUUUGUGAAUUUUGUGAAAAUGUUGUAUUCUACAUAACUCUAUAUUCUUUUUUCACCUCGCCGGAUGCAGGAGAGAAGGGACACACUCUCAUAUAUGUAUAUUUGGACAAAUUUAAGAGAUUUAUAUUUAUGU
Molecule: messenger RNA, 1661 nt
Organism: Nicotiana tabacum (common tobacco)
Lineage: Eukaryota; Viridiplantae; Streptophyta; Magnoliopsida; Solanales; Solanaceae
Source: RefSeq, a predicted model, not a curated record